This is a messenger RNA of Rhinichthys klamathensis goyatoka, 3154 nucleotides long. RefSeq names its product eph-like kinase 1 (gene ek1). Gene Ontology annotation, molecular function: transmembrane-ephrin receptor activity; ATP binding; protein binding. The transcript has 18 exons. Gene Ontology annotation, cellular component: plasma membrane; neuron projection. Bases 100 to 3054 code for a protein of 984 amino acids. NCBI's taxonomy places the organism in Eukaryota, Metazoa, Chordata, Actinopteri, Cypriniformes, Leuciscidae. The record is from RefSeq and is a predicted model, not a curated record. Gene Ontology annotation, biological process: protein phosphorylation; axon guidance; cell surface receptor protein tyrosine kinase signaling pathway.
UCCCGGCUUAGCUCAGCUCAGUUCAGUUCACCAGCGCAGCCACAGGCUCACCAGCCCAAGUUUACGCACAGGGAUGCGGGCGCGUGGAGCCGCCUGAAAAUGGCUCACUUUAGGAUUUACUCUUUCCUUGCUUCUUUUCACAUUUUAGUGUUGUGUCAAGCCUUGAGGAAUUAUCCGGAUAAUGAAGUUACUCUGCUCGACUCUAUGUCCGCCCCAGGUGAUCUGGGUUGGGAAGCGUAUCCAUCAGAGGGGUGGGAGGAGAUCAGUGUUAUGGACGAGAGGAACAUACCUAUGAGGACGUACCAGGUGUGCAAUGUAAUGGAAGCCAAUCAGAACAACUGGUUGCGCACGGGACUGAUCCAGCGAGAGGGCGCUCAACGUGUCUAUGUGGAGAUCAAAUUCACUCUGCGUGACUGCAACAGCCUGCCGGGCGUCCCUGGAACCUGUAAGGAGACGUUUAACGUGUACUACCAUGAAUCCAACAAUGCAGUCGCAGCGCCUUUGCGCCACAUUCGCGAGAGCCAAUAUGUGAAGAUCGACACUAUAGCGGCCGACGAGAGCUUCACACAGACGGACGUCGGAGAUCGUGUCAUGAAGCUGAAUACGGAAGUGCGAGACAUCAGUGGUCUCAGUAAGAGAGGCUUGUACCUGGCGUUUCAGGACCUAGGUGCUUGCAUUGCUUUGGUGUCGGUGAGAGUGUUUUAUAAGCGAUGUCCGCUGGCGGUGCUCAAUCUGGCCAGGUUCCCGGACACGGUAACGGGUGGCGAUUCAGCGCUGGUGGAAGUGCGUGGCACUUGUGUGGAGGAUGCGGAAGAGCUGGAGGGACCACGGAUGUUUUGCAGUGCUGACGGAGGUUGGCUGGUGCCCAUCGGCCGCUGUGUGUGCCGGCCAGGCUUCGAGGAGGUGGAUGGACACUGCCAACCAUGUCGGUCAGGCUUUUACAAGGCCUCUGCCAUGGAUGCGUACUGCGUGAAGUGUCCUCCACACAGCUACUCCCACCAGGACAAAGCCUCCGAGUGUGUGUGUGAGAGAGGCUUUUACAGGGCAGAAUCUGACCCUCGCUCCAUGGCGUGCACAAGACCCCCCUCGGCACCCGGCAACCCUAUUUCAAUGGUGAACGAGACUGCAGUCACUCUAGAAUGGAGUCCUCCUCGUGACAGUGGUGGACGUGGAGAUGUUACCUAUAGUGUCCACUGCAGGAAGUGUUCGGGAGAUACAGGGGCUGCAGGGGACAGUGAGAAGUGUGUUCCCUGCGGCAGUGGUCCACAUUUCAACCCCAGGCAGUUUGGCUUGACGCACCCCAGGGUUCUGGUCACAGAACUGCAGCCUCACACCAAUUAUACCUUCAGCAUAGAAGCCCUGAACGGAGUGUCAGAUCUCAGCCCCAGUCCACGUCAACUAGUGUCCGUCAACGUCACCACCAGUCAGACAGUGAGCGUCAUCUUAAAGGAAAGGAAGGGCACUGACAGUGUAACGCUGGCAUGGCAGGGUCCAGAACCUGCCGACGGGACCGUGGUGGAAUAUGAAGUCACCUAUUAUGAAAAGAACCAGCAUGAUCAGAACUACACUGUCCUGAAGACCAAAUCCAACAGCAUGACGGUGGACGGACUCAAGCCGGGAACCACAUACAUCUUCCGGGUUCGAGUCCGUACGGAUGGUGGCUAUGGGAACUACAGGGGAGAGAUUGAGUUGGAGACAAGCCAUGAAGAUAUGCUGGCGGUUGGAGAUCCCAACCAGCAAACCAUACUGGCCAUCUCGGUGGCUGGAGGUGCUGUGCUUCUGGUCUUGCUGGUGGCCUGUUUUGUUGUGAGCGGACGGCGCUGUGGAUAUAUUAAAGCAAAGCAGGACCCAGAGGAAGAGAAAAUGCAGUUUCAGCAUGGACGAGUCAAACUUCCCGAAACCCGCACUUACAUUCACCCGCACACAUACGAGGACCCAAACCAGGCGGUGCGAGACUUCGCCAAAGAAAUCGAAGUUUCCAACAUCCGGAUUGAGAGAGUUAUUGGGGCUGGUGAGUUUGGAGAGGUUUGCAGUGGGCGUCUGAGGCUACCCAGUAAAAGGGAGAUCCAGGUGGCCAUCAAGAGUCUGAAAGCCGGAUACUCGGAGCAGCAGAGACGUGACUUUCUGAGUGAGGCCAGCAUCAUGGGCCAGUUUGACCAUCCCAACAUCAUUCGACUGGAGGGAGUCGUCACCAGAUGUAAGCCUGUGAUGAUAGUGACAGAGUACAUGGAAAAUGGAUCUCUGGACACUUUUUUGAAGAAACACGACGGGCAGUACACGGUGAUCCAGCUGGUGGGAAUGAUGCGUGGGAUAGCCGCAGGGAUGCAGUACCUCUCAGAGAUGAACUACGUGCACCGGGAUUUGGCGGCACGGAACAUUCUGGUGAACGGAAACCUGGUGUGUAAAGUGUCUGACUUCGGGCUGUCACGUGUGCUGGAGGACGAUCCAGAGGCGGCGUAUACUACACGGGGGGGUAAGAUUCCCAUUCGAUGGACUGCCAGUGAGGCCAUCACCUACAGGAAGUUCACAUCAGCCAGUGACGUGUGGAGUUACGGCAUUGUCAUGUGGGAGGUGUUAUCCUAUGGGGAACGACCGUACUGGGAAAUGUCCAAUCAGGACGUGAUAAAAGCAAUAGAUGAAGGCUACAGGCUACCGGCUCCAAUGGACUGUCCGGUGGUGCUUCACCAGCUCAUGCUAGACUGCUGGGAAAAGAACCGCAGCGAUCGGCCCAAAUUCGGGCAGAUUGUCAACACCCUGGACAGGCUGGUCCGGAACCCAAGCAGCCUGAAACAGCUGGCCAACUCUGCAGUCUGGGAGGACCCAGUAACUCCUGACACAGGGGUCAACACAGUGGAAGACUGGCUGGACUUGAUUAAAAUGGGUCAAUAUAAGGAACAAUUCUGUAGUGCCGGCUACGUCACCCUGGACUCGGUUCUGUAUGUCAGUUCCAGUGAACUGGAUAAGAUGGGCGUAGCAUUGGCAGGCCAUCAGAAAAAGAUCCUAUCUAGUAUCCAGUGUCUUCAGGCACAGCAUGGGACUCAAGUUCAGCACUGAAGUUACUCAGCCCUACAGGAGAAUGGGCGGGUACCUUCCCUUUUGUGAUCAGCAUCUAGAAAUCUUCUAAGGCAGAUGAUCACUCUGGAUGUUUAAAGAC